This is a messenger RNA of Amblyraja radiata (thorny skate), 1145 nucleotides long. RefSeq names its product junctional adhesion molecule 3b (gene jam3b). Gene Ontology annotation, molecular function: protein heterodimerization activity; cell-cell adhesion mediator activity; protein homodimerization activity. NCBI's taxonomy places the organism in Eukaryota, Metazoa, Chordata, Chondrichthyes, Rajiformes, Rajidae. The transcript has 10 exons. Gene Ontology annotation, biological process: cell migration; cell-cell adhesion. The coding region runs from base 51 to 953 and encodes 300 amino acids. Gene Ontology annotation, cellular component: plasma membrane; cell-cell contact zone; protein complex involved in cell adhesion. The record is from RefSeq and is a predicted model, not a curated record.
AUGACACUGCGCGAGCGGAGUGCGCAUGCCCAGUGACGGGCGGGGUGAAGAUGGCGGGCGGGGUGUCGCUGCUGCCGCCGCUCUGCAUCGUGCUGGCCCACGUUUAUCAAGUAUGGGCGCAAUGGGUAACAACUGACACUCCAACUCUCGUGGUGAAUGAGUUUGACAGUGUUGUGCUAUCCUGCAUUAUCCACUCCAGUCAUAAUGAGCAUCGCAUUGAAUGGAAGAAAUUAAAUGCUGUCACAGAUUUUGUAUAUUUUGAUAAACAAAUUCAAGGAGAUCUGAGAAAUCGAGGGGAACUGCAAGGAGGUUCCUCUCUAAAAAUACGCAACGUGACUCGUAAGGACACUGCAGUUUACCGCUGUGAGGUUGUAUUUGUAGAAACAGGAAACCUGGAUGAAAUUUCUGUUAACCUAACAGUGCAAGUGAAGCCGGUUGCACCAAAAUGCGAUGUGCCGACAUCUGUGCCAGUGGGCAAGGCAGCAAUCUUGACCUGUACUGAGAAUGAAGGUUACCCACCGCCCACGUACACCUGGUACAAGAACGGUGUCAUCGUUCCACAUGACCCAAGAUCCAACCCCAAAUUCAUUAAUUCUUCUUAUAAAAUAGACUACAGCACAGGGACACUGCACUUCAGCGUCACCUCAAAGCUGGACAUUGGGGAUUAUCACUGUGUUGCCAAGAACAAUGCUGGCCAGGCAAAGUGCGAACCUCAGCGGAUGGAUGUCUAUGACAUUAAUAUUGCUGCGAUCAUUGGUGGUGUUCUCAUUGUAGUUCUUGUUCUACUGAUUAUAAGCAUAGUCAUCAGGCUUGCUUACAAACGUGGAUACUUUGCAAAGAAACAGCCUGCAAACAGAUACGAGGCCUCCUCAAAAGCAGAGAGUGUUGAUUAUGUCAGAUCAAGUCCUGAAGCUGAGGGAGACUUUCGACACAAAUCUUCCUUUGUUAUCUGAAGAGAUGAAGAAAAUGAAGAUGGUUGAAAAAUCUCAUUCACCAGUGGUUUGAGUUCCUUUAUGUAUUUAUCUUACAUGUUCAUAGAUUUGUAAAGAAUUUAAUACCAGAGACUUGUGAUAUGAAAUUACCUUUUGCCAAAGCUGUUAACCAAUCUUUUGCUAUUAAAUAAAGACUUUUUAUUCUCAAAUGUC